Messenger RNA from Syngnathus typhle (broad-nosed pipefish), 4762 nucleotides. Its product is annotated as ATP-dependent DNA helicase PIF1-like. Gene Ontology annotation, biological process: telomere maintenance; DNA repair. NCBI's taxonomy places the organism in Eukaryota, Metazoa, Chordata, Actinopteri, Syngnathiformes, Syngnathidae. Gene Ontology annotation, molecular function: DNA helicase activity. The transcript is spliced from 11 exons. Bases 1 to 2244 code for a protein of 747 amino acids. The record is from RefSeq and is a predicted model, not a curated record.
AUGGGUGGUUUGUUCACCUCUUUCUACGGAGAUGAGCUGUUCCUGAACCUUCGUGACAGACUCCGAGGACGAGAUGGCGUCCAUGAUGACAACGGCACAGCGAUCAUGAUGCUCUUCACAUGUGUGUCCGACCUGAUCGAUAAGUUGACGGAGGUUUAUACAAGCUUGAGGUGCUCUGGCGAUGAGCCAUAUGAGCUUGUACCGAUCUGCUUCGAACGUGUUGAAGUUCCCACGAGCGAGACCACAACGUGUUCAGGUGAACGUCACUACCACAAAAUUGGCGAUAAAGACAGUGAAGUGGUUUUCCCAACAGCGUCCGUCUUCUACAAGGUCAGAGAUUGGUGCAUAAAACGUGUGUGUAGCUCAAAGCCCAUUGAGCAGUUCUUCUACCACAUCAACGGUGGCGCCGGGACCGGCAAAUCUCAUCUCAUCAAGUGUAUCCACGCUGACGCUACCAAAAUACUGCAGAGACUACCACGACUGGCUGAGGAGGCCGACAUUUCCAAGCAAACGGUUGUUCUCGCAGCUUUCACUGGCACGGCGGCGUUCAACAUUUCCGGGGCAACGUUGCAUUGUCUACUCAAACUGCCGAGAAGUCUCAAACCCCCGUACCACGGGCUGGGCAAUAAACUGGACGAAGUCCGAGCCGAGCUGUCCAUCGCCGAAAUACUCAUCAUCGAUGAGAUUUCCAUGGUGUCGAAAGACCUCUUCGCCUACGUGAAUGCCAGGUUGAAACAAAUCAAAGGAAUUAAUUUACCUUUCGGUGGCAUGUCUGUUCUUGCUGUUGGAGAUUUCUUUCAGCUCCCUCCCGUGAGACAGUCCAAACCUCUGUGCGUGUACGAUCCUACGCGGCUGGACCACUGGCGUGACGACUUCAAAAAGAUCACGCUCACCGCCAUCAUGAGGCAGAAAGACGAUGUCGCCUUUGCCGAACUGCUGAACCGACUCCGCGUCAAAGAAAAGUCAGAUGAACUGUCGGAAAUGGACAGAGCUCUCCUUGCCACGAGGUGGAUGGCCAUAACUCUGCGAUGCUGGAACUGCUUCAUAAGGACAUUGUGCAGAUUGACGCGGAUGACUACAAGAAAGACAAAGGAACUGGCAGAAUGGCAAGGUCUGUGCAACGGGAUGUUUGCAAAAGUUGUCAAAUUGGUGAACUAUCCAAAUGAAGCCCGUGUCCAGAAACUUGGGUUGGAACUCGAUCAUGUGAGUAACACAGCGCGUGCUGCUAACCCCGUGUACAUUGACAGACUGGAGGAGAAGCUGAACAAGGCUGGAGUGACGCGCCGACAGUUUCCCAUCAAGCUUGCUUUUGCCUGCACGAUCCACAAGGUACAAGGCAUGACAACGUCACAGGCUGCAGUCUCGCUGAAAGGUGUUUUCGAACACGGCAUGGGGUACGUAGCUCUGAGUAGAGUGACUUCGCUCAGUGGUCUGCAUAUUCUGCAUAUGGAUGAGAGAAGGCUUCAUGCAAAUCCACAAAUCACUGCUGCUCUUGCUGAGAUGGCAGAGGAUUCUUUGGAGAGCGUCAUGCCCCUCCUUCACGUGAUGCCGUCGGUAGAUCGGGCAAAUCACCUGGUUGUCGUCCAUCAUAACACCGAAGGGCUGUCUUGUCACGUGCAAGAUAUCGUGUCUCAUCACGAACUGCUUUUCGCUGAUGUUUUGUGCUUCACAGAGACACACCUCCAAGGAUCAGUGGCCGAUGGACGUGCUUGCUUGGAAGGCUACACGAUGUUUUGCAGGAACCGAAGUGAUUCUUACACAAACUGUCCUGACUUGGCGACAAAACGUGGUGGCGGCGUAGGUAUUUGUGUCAAAAGUCACAUCGCGGCCCACGAAAAGAAAUACGUUCAGGGUGUGACCGACAUUGAAUUUGUUGUGGUGAAACUUGAAGAUCCCCUCAAUGUGUUGAUUGCUGCCGUUUACAGGCCUCCAGGCAACAGUCUGCGCACUUUUCUGCCAAGCUUGGGAAAUCUCUUGCGGUACCUUGAAGUAAUGGAGCAUCAUCAGAUCUUGGUAUGUGGAGAUUUUAAUGAAGAUAUGCUAUCUGCCUCAUUCAAGCCCAUUCUUGAUUUGUUCCGCUCGAAAGGCUACACGCAACUCAUAGCCACUGCUACCACUGACAAAAACACAUUGCUUGACCUCAUUUUUGUCUCUCGACCUCAGUGUGCCCUUCAUUCAGGUGUCCUGCAAACGUACUACAGCUAUCACAAUCCUGUUUUCUGUGUUUUGACCAGUGAAAGGUAAGUCACAGCUAAAUCAGCAUUUUCUAAAACAACAAGGAUGGAAAUCGAAACGUCAACGGUGUCGUAAGUGUAUAAUAAUAGUGGUGGGAUGCGGUGGGUGAUUUGUUGACUUGAGGAGAGAUGGGAUCCAGAGUGGAAGUGCUCAUUACUUGACCUCUUUUUCUUUCUCUCGACCUCUGUGCUCUUUAUUCAGGUUCCGUGCGAACAUACAACAGCUAUCACAAUCCUGUUUUCUGUGUUUUGACCAGUGAAAGGUAAGUCAAAUCUAUAUCAUGUUUUUCAGUAGUUGGAAAAACAACGAGGACAGACGUCGAAUGGCGUAAGUGUAUAAUAUUAGUGGUGGGAUGUGGUGGGUGAUUUGUUGACUAGAGAUGAAAUGGGAUCUGGGGCUCAGAAUGGUAAACGUAAUGUUGACAUUAGCCUCACAAUUUCCACAUAGAAAAUAACUACCAACCCAUGUGGAUAGCGAUAGCUGGAAAAGCAGCUUUAUACUGAUAAUAUAAAUUGGUGGCAAUGAAGUCCACCCCUAUUUUGGACACUGAGGUUUGUGCAUGAUGCUAGCAAUAAACCUGUUGCCUGGCUGGCAUUACAAAUGGAGAAAACAUCGAAUUGGAAAAUACUUAUCGAUGGCAAAGGUUUGCUUGACGCGAGAAACAUGCUUCAGAGUGAGUGAAGGGGAGACGGAGAGGAGUGGCCUUUUUAACUUGGAUUCACUUUUAUCAUUUUUAAAUGGUCCCAGGCAAAUCAUAGAAGAGUGAUAAAUGGAAACAAACCGUGAGUAAAGCCUUACAUGAAACUGUCAUUAAAAAGUAUCAUGAGUAAAGGUGGUCAUACAUGUAAAGACAAGGACAGUUGAUGUAGCUGAACUCAUGUCUGUGGUGGUAAGUUGAGAUGGGCCUGUAUGUUGAGAUGGAAUGGGGGUUGUUGUGGACUCAAGUUCAGUUAAGGGAAGGCCAAGGCUUUUGAAAUUUUCUACAAGCCUUCCCUUAACUUGAUGUAACUUUUUAAAAUUUUAAACUUUUUAGACUUUUUAAUUAGCUUUCAAAAAGUCUUCCCUUAACUCAAGUUGAUUUAACUUUUUAACUUGUAACAUUUUUAACUUUUUAAACUUUUAACUUAAAAUGCUCACUUUCUAAAUUUUUAACUCUUGUAACAUUUUUAACUUUUUAAACUUUUAACUUAAAAUGCUCACUUUCUAAAUUUUUAACUCUUGUAACAUUUUUAACUUUUUAAACUUUUAACUUAAAAUGUUUCACUUUCCAAAUUUUUAACUUUUGAAACUUUUACAUUUUUUAAACUAUCUUAGACGAGUUAAGGGGAGACUUUUUAACGUUUUACAUGUUUUUAUUUCUGAUUUUAGUUAUAGAAAGGCCUUUUAAACUUUUUUUUUUGAAUUGUUUUUCACAUUAAUUACUUCAUUUUUUUAUGUAUUAUAUUUUUUCUACGUCAUAAUCGUGAGGCGACAACAGAAAACAGACGAGUUCAUUUUAUGUGGCGAAAGCAGCUCAUCCACAGUCCACUGACCAAAGACAUCCUCUCUUCGGCCAUGUACCAGCCAAAUGCCGCCUUAAGUCCAGGAAAAGUUUUCUGAAAAGUGUCCCACCCCUCAGAACGCCGAACACAGGCAGUGAAAGAGUCACUCGGCGGGAAGAAAGACUUGACAAUCUUCCACCAGAAACUACAAUGGAGCUUAAAGCAAGCGAGGCAAUGACCCCAGGAGCAGACACCAACUAUGUAUGCAACGUGGAAAUGCCUAAAUAGACUAAGAUCUGGUGUUGGACGUGCAAAAGUCACUCUCGCCAAAUGGGGACAUCUGGAGGAUCGGAACAGCGAGUGUGACUGUGGCACUGAACCACAGACCAUGCAACACCUCCUCAUGUGCCCCUGCUGGAACAUCCCUGCACAGCAUCGAAUUUAGCAGAGUUUAACGAGAAGGGACAGAAAUGUGUUCAGCUGUGGCUCAACCACAUCUAGCCAAGCCUGUAACUAACUGCCUUGUAGCCACGAUAAGAAGAAGCUCAUCCCAGAAUCGAGGCCAGAGGUAGCCAUGACAUAUUACUUUAUUGUAAUAGGGCAACAGUUUCAAGAACACCUGUACAAGGGAGGCCUGCAUCAUGGAACACAAACUCCCAAACACACAUGACUUCUCCUGCUUCUUCUCACAGCGAGAGCCACGCAUUUCAAGAAGACUUGUACAAGGGAGGCCUGCAUCAUGGAACACAAACUCCCAAACACACAUGACUUCUCCUGAUUCUUCUCACAGCGAGAGCCACGCAUUUCAAGAAGACUUGUACAAGGGAGGCCUGCAUCAUGGAACACAAACUCCCAAACACACAUGACUUCUCCUGCUUCAUCUUAUGUUCCUGGGUCUUGCCUGUGGUUCUACAUGCAUCCAGUCAUGCAGACAGAGAACACCUUAGCCUUUAACUGUCGGAAGCUGUCCCUCUGCGAGGCCUCAUAGUAUAGUCUGUUUUCUGUUCUCAUUCAUUCAUUCAUUCAUUCAUUCAUUUAUUUAUUUA